UAAUUCACCUUACUAGAAGGAAGUAAACGACAACAGCUACGCAAACCGGACCUGAGCACAGAGCGACGCAGGAGUGUUUAGUUGGAAAGGUGUGGCUUUUCCAGUAUGUGUUGUACAUGGGUUUUAAAUUAAUUGCUUAAUUGGUUAAGAGUGAGUAAUUUAUUACACAAAAUAAUCAGAGAGACGGUAUGCUUCAGGGCGAAAACGAAACUAGGACUGAUGCCGUAGAAAUGGUUUCUCUUCGUGCCGUUGUACAGUAACGCUAGGCUCCAGGAGGAAGGAAAUCAGGUUUUGAACUGACAGCUCAAAAUCCCAGAGCUAUUAACAGUAAAUUCGAGAUACUAUGGCGGACGAUGUUGGAGAAGAAGCUGUGGCGUCCAGUCACGGUAACGGAGCUCAGGUGUUAACGAGUUUUGGUCACUUUUUACCGGCCUCCCCUCCCCCUGCGGUGGCUGCAGAGACCGGCCUGGCCGCAGCGUCCCCCGGCGUAGCGCACCACAUCACCUCGGACAUGGAAAGCCAGGAGAGCGGCGUCGUGAACUCGACAGGCUCGGUGCUAACCGCUGUGCCGCCAUCUCUGCCCUCGAGCAUCGGCCUGGGGCUAACCGGAGCCCCGGCGAAUCUGGCUGGAGCGGGUCUUCUGUCUCAUAUUCACGCCACGUCCUGGGACCCCACACUGAGCACCGACUGGGACAACGAGAAAGCUUCGCAGCAGUGCAUCCUGCGGAUAAAGAGAGACAUUAUGUCCAUCUAUAAGGAACCUCCGCCUGGCAUGUUUGUGGUUCCUGAUCCUCAUGAUAUGACUAAGAUCCAUGCACUAAUCACAGGUCCCUUUGACACACCAUAUGAGGGUGGCUUCUUCCUCUUCCUGUUCCGUUGCCCCCCUGACUACCCCAUCCACCCCCCACGUGUCAAACUGAUCACCACUGGGCACAACACGGUGCGUUUCAACCCCAACUUCUACCGCAAUGGCAAAGUUUGCCUGAGCAUUCUCGGCACAUGGACUGGGCCAGCAUGGAGCCCUGCUCAGAGUAUCUCCUCAGUCCUCAUCUCUAUCCAGUCCCUGAUGACCGAGAACCCUUACCACAAUGAGCCAGGCUUUGAGCAGGAAAGGCACCCAGGAGAUAGCAAGAACUACAAUGAGUGCAUCCGCCAUGAGACGAUGCGUGUGGCUGUCUGUGAUAUGUUGGAAGGGAAGAUGCCAUGUCCAGAAGCCUUGUGGAGUGUGAUGGAAAAGUCUUUCAUGGAGUACUAUGACUUCUAUGAAGGUGUUUGCAAAGAACGUCUACACCUACAAGGGCAAAACAUGCAGGAUCCUUUUGGAGAAAAGAGAGGCCGUUUUGACUAUCAGGGUCUGUUGGCGCGUCUCGGUGCCACACAGAGGAGAUUGCGGGAAAAAUGUCCUCCUGAGGACAAUGUCGGAGACUCAGAUUCUGACACCAGCUCAUCUGGAACAGACCCAGACAGCCAAGGCAGCUCCCAGCCAUAGAGUGCCCCCUACGGGCACAGCGAGAGUAUGAGAAAGCAAUUGGACGCUUUUUAACAAGCAAACACACAGACCAUUGAGAAGUUUUGGAGUCAACUGAUUAGCACAGGAUUAGUCUAUUUCCUGUUUAUUUUGAUUGGUUUGUUUUUCCUCUCCUUCUCUGCAAGCCAGUGGCUGCCUCUUUUCUUUGCUUGAGGGAGAGAUGUCAAGUGAAUUGUGGGGACGGGACUAGAAGAUUAAUGCAGGCAUGUGUGAUGCGAAAUGUGGCAGCAGUUCAGCACACACUCCACUUAUUGGAGCACAUAUUUACUUGCCCCCCUUAUACAUAACUUCAUCUGGUGGUCAUGCACACACUGCAGGUAAAAUAUGAGAAUAUUGCCACCACAAUCCUGAGCAGGCCACCAUAAAUUUUUGUGCUCUGGUACCACUCCAGCAAUCCGCUUCCUGGUCUUAUUUCUGUUCACUUAAAUGUCUUCACAUUCAUAAUCUUAGCAUUUAUUCACUGAAUCAUUAAAUAUUUUGAAUAUCAUGAAUAGAGUCAUAAUUUUGACAUGAAUUCAUAAUGAAUUACUUUACCUGAUCUAAAUUUAAAAAAAAAAAAAGGCUGAUGCAACUAUAAAGCAAAUGUAAAUACUUAAAUAUUGUGCAUAGAAGAAUCUUUAUUUUACUGUUAAUUGUGCAUUAAACGCUAUUGGAGAGA
Messenger RNA from Ictalurus punctatus (channel catfish), 2186 nucleotides. RefSeq names its product ubiquitin-conjugating enzyme E2Z (gene ube2z). NCBI's taxonomy places the organism in Eukaryota, Metazoa, Chordata, Actinopteri, Siluriformes, Ictaluridae. The record is from RefSeq and is a predicted model, not a curated record. Gene Ontology annotation, biological process: negative regulation of apoptotic process. The coding region runs from base 344 to 1489 and encodes 381 amino acids. Gene Ontology annotation, molecular function: ubiquitin conjugating enzyme activity; cysteine-type endopeptidase inhibitor activity. The transcript is spliced from 7 exons. Gene Ontology annotation, cellular component: nucleus.